AUGGCUGAAUAUCGAAAGAUUAUUCUAUUGCUAAUAGCUUUCCUUUACACUGUCUCAUCUUCCAUCUUUUUACAAGAGAGUCAAGACCGUCAUGGUUCUUUGGAUUUUUCUUUUAACGAAGAAGACGAUUUGACAGACGUCGUCAAUGAAGUUUUGAAGGGAUCAAGAAUGAAGCGAGAUGCAUUCCCCUCGACAAACGCCACACCAUUACAGCCUCCCAGCGUUGCAAAUCCUGGCCGAAACAAUGAUGUUAUAUCAGAGUCUGUACUCACCAAUGAUCCGGGCUUUCGUGGGACUAUUGCCUAUCUUGGACGUAAUAGCAAGGUCGUAAUGCUAUUAACUCGGAGAUUGAACCGCACCGUGAUAACGAGUAGUAUACUUUAUCGAUCCGUUGAUGAUGGCAGAACCUUUCAGAAAGUUUCACUGGCUACUGGAGCUAAACCAAGCUUCAUAUCUGUAUCUACCAUUGACAGAAAUAGGGUCUUAAUUGCUGAUGGCAGCACUCGAAAAAGGUUAUAUUAUUCAUCUGAUGGUGGCCAUAGCUUUACUACAGUGUCAAUUUCAUUUACCCCCACAACUAUCCUAUGGAAUCCCUCUAUGCCUAGCUAUGUAAUUGCAUACGCUAGCGCCACAAACAGCGUAAGAGAAUUAUAA
Messenger RNA from Trichoplax adhaerens, 654 nucleotides. RefSeq lists its product as uncharacterized. Gene Ontology annotation, cellular component: Golgi apparatus. Bases 1 to 654 code for a protein of 217 amino acids. NCBI's taxonomy places the organism in Eukaryota, Metazoa, Placozoa, Uniplacotomia, Trichoplacea, Trichoplacidae. Gene Ontology annotation, biological process: post-Golgi vesicle-mediated transport. The record is from RefSeq and is a predicted model, not a curated record. Gene Ontology annotation, molecular function: protein binding. The transcript is spliced from 4 exons.